Molecule: messenger RNA, 996 nt
Organism: Papilio xuthus (Asian swallowtail)
Lineage: Eukaryota; Metazoa; Arthropoda; Insecta; Lepidoptera; Papilionidae
Product: trypsin-7-like
Exons: 5
Coding region: 8-820 (270 amino acids)
Biological process (GO): proteolysis
Molecular function (GO): serine-type endopeptidase activity
Source: RefSeq, a predicted model, not a curated record
UUCACCAAUGAGGACAGAAAUGGAUCGACUUAAUUUUGUCUUUGUUGUUUUCCUUUGUCUAGCUGUUUCAGAUGUGUAUUGCAAGUUACCUCGUAAAGUUCACAAGACGAAUGGUGGUAAGAUAGUUGGAGGCAGUGAGGCCUCUAUACAAAACUAUCCUUACCAAGUUUAUUUGUUACUGAAGCAAGCCUUCACAGGAGAUUAUUACCAAUGCGGCGGGUCCAUUGUCACAUCGCGAUGCGUCCUCACGGCUGCUCAUUGCAUAACCGGUAUGGAAUCUGUGAACAUCAGAGUAGGCAGUACCGACGCAUCCAGUGGUGGCACUACUUAUAACUCCAGAACAAUGAUAAUGCAUCCUCAAUAUAACGCUGGGAGUAGCGACUACGAUAUUGCUGUGAUCAGAUUGUUGAGACGUAUCAAUAUAGACGGUACUAACAGUACAACAGUCACAUUGCCGUCUGGGAACUGCACCGUACCUGCGGGCACUAACUUAACUGUUACUGGAUGGGGUGAUACUAUGGAAAAUGGAGUUAGCAGCGAAACUUUGAUGGCGGUGUCGGUUGACGCGGUGGAUUACGAUGAUUGCAAGAAGGUCUAUUCGAACUUAACUCCAAGGAUGAUAUGUGCCGGUGUGCCUGAAGGCGGCCGAGAUUCUUGUCAGGGUGAUUCCGGUGGUCCAUUAGUAAAAACUGGUACCAAACAACAAGUGGGUGUGGUAUCGUUUGGUAUGGGAUGUGCAAGACCUGGUACUCCUGGCGUGUAUAGUAAUUUGUGUAAUCCAAAUAUUCAAAGAUGGAUUAGAAUGAUGGGUUGCGCAUAAAUUGUUAAUUCUUGUACUUAUUUGUUGUGUAAAUCAAAUAUAGAUCUAUGAGAUCUAGAUAUCAAAUUGACACGAACAUACGGACAUAUUUUUUUUAAUUAUAAUACACAGCAAAACAGUUUCAGUUUUAAUAAUGAUUGUCUACUGUUUGUAAUUUUUGAUGCCGAUGAUUUUCU